AUGAAAUCGAUCGCGCUUUUUGCGCUGGCUUUGCUGUUGGUGAGCCCGGUCCUUGCCCGGCCCAACCUCGUGGAACCGAUCUACCUCCGGCGACGCAGCAACCCCUUGGAGAUUGUGGAAGAAAGCGUCGAAUCGAGCACCCAGCUUCAGGAUGUCUCUGUCUCGACGAGCACCGAACGGCAGCAGAAGCCAUCGACAGUGGCCAGUACAGUCACGGAGGCGAUCACCUCAACCAGCAGUAGUAGUAGCAGUGGCAGUAGUACCAGCAGCAGCACUAGUUCCAGCAGUAGUACGUCCACACACCAACCAAGCUACGCGUUCAGGCGGCCUGAGCUGCCGUUGAAGACGAAACUAGGCACGUCGGGUUUCGUGGUGUCGACCAGCACGAAGGUCCUGACGGGUGGGGUCAGUGCCGCGUCCGGUGCCUCUCAAAAGACCCGUCCUGGGCUCCUGGCCGGGUCAGGCGAGGCGAAGGCACACGAUCAGCUAACCCUCUUUGAUCGCUAUUCAGGACACGCGGGUAUCGCGGAGCCGCUCACCGACGAUGAGUACGAGAACGAGCUACAGCGGGCUACCGAGCGGGUGGUACAGCCACCUAGGACGACCACCCCUCGGGAAGGACUCUCCACUUGGGUGUUGCUUUCGGGGAGCGAUUCCAGCGAGAUGAGCGCCGAGUCGACAAGUACCACACGGAAGUCGACUGUCGUGACGACGACGACGACGACGACGCCCAAGCCGGUUCCGACUAAGCGAUUCCAGCCAACACCGACUCGGCGAUCCUUUACGACGACAACGGCUCGUCCUGCACGCACGACCACUGGUCCGCAGGAAGAGAAAAAGGAUAAGACGAGCAAACCCACGCUUAAACAGAAGACGAUCACCACCACGCUCAAGCCGGUGAUCGUGAAGAAGGUCAAGAAACCACCAGUAACCACGACGACGACGACGACGACGACUACGACCACAACGACGACUCCAAAACCGACAACCAGCUCAACUCCUACGACCACCACCGAGAUGGUGUUGACGGAACAGAGCGCUUCGACGGUGUCAAACGAGCUGGCAGGAUCCGUCACCGACGAUGGCAGCUCAGCAGAAUCGUCCACCUUCUUGAUCCUGGAGCCUAAGGAUGCUCAGUUCGAUCUGCCCGAGGAUCGUUCGCCUGGUAAAACGGCACCUGCGAAAGCGCCCAAAAAACCCACGCGCAAAACCAGCGCAAAACCGGCGGGAACGACAGGUGGUUCGAAGAAGAAACCAGCCAACAAGAAGACACGCAAACCCGAGGUUAAGGACGCAGCGAGCAAGAAGCCACCCGCGAAAACGAAACCCGUCUCGACACAGAUCAUCAACUACCUGUCGCGUGAGGUGAUGCCGACGGUGGGUGUGGGCUUGGUGGGGUUGAUGAUGGCGGCUGGUCUCGCGUCGUACUUUUUGGGUAGUCCGCUGGGGGCGCUGCGUCGAUCGGAUGAUCGUAAGGACGAUCUGUACUACUCGAACUACGAAGAAUACGCGGGUCCGGAUGGUCAAAACGAGGAGGACGUGUUUGGCAAGCUGAUCGCGGGUAUGCCUGAUCGAUCGUACUACCGCAAUAACAACGCUGUCAGGAGGCGUACGCAGGCUCCGGCUCCGGCUCCGGUAAGAACUGGUCACCAAUACUACCACGUGCAGCCGUACGCGGCCAACAAGUAUCCACACGUGACGUACCGAAACAGAGCGUAUGGUGGCGGUCCAAGUGGUCCAAUGCCCGCUGGAGUCCAGAAUCAAGCUAAAGCUCAGAACGAGUUCUACUACAACACGCCCCCAACACCUUACUACUCCGCUGUACGACCAGUCCAGACAGAAGCUCCUGCAGCGCCCAUAUACAGCACGUCCUUCGCGCCAGUGACGUCGGGAAGUCCUGCGACACCUUCGGUAGAGUUGACACCCGAACCCGCGGACAUGAUGGCAACAGGACCUGAGCACGAGCACGAGAUGAUGCCAAGUCCGGAGGCGUACUCGGCCGAACACAGCCCGGAACACCACGCACAGUACGUCGUGGGCAGCAGUUACUCAGACGCCAUGUUGGAUGCGAUCAACUCGGCUCCGGUUCCUGAACAUGGUCCACGCCGGAAGCGUCGCUCGGUGGACGAAGAACCAGAGUUUGAGAACGAAAUUGACGUCGAUGGAGAUCACGCAAAGGAUGAGGUUGGGGAGUCCACGCAACCGGAGGACGUUGAAGUGACGACUGCGGUGGUGGAGAUGACUGAUGGCCACCGGUACACGUGGGGUGACUUCAUCCGAAACACGGUCGAACGCAAGGUGGCGAUGGGCAUUCAUUUUCUGCAACAUGUCACCAUGGACUUCCAGCGGUACCUUAGUGGUGUUCAGAAUCGGUUCCAGAAGCAGCAGCAGGAGCAGCAGAAUCACACCACCUCAUCGGAGGAUAACCGUCGGCAUCACUAG
Messenger RNA from Anopheles nili, 2442 nucleotides. RefSeq names its product mucin-5AC-like. NCBI's taxonomy places the organism in Eukaryota, Metazoa, Arthropoda, Insecta, Diptera, Culicidae. The record is from RefSeq and is a predicted model, not a curated record. Bases 1 to 2442 code for a protein of 813 amino acids. The transcript is spliced from 2 exons.